Zymoseptoria tritici IPO323 is the source of this 2400-nucleotide messenger RNA. RefSeq lists its product as uncharacterized. The transcript is spliced from 6 exons. Gene Ontology annotation, cellular component: intracellular membrane-bounded organelle; Mon1-Ccz1 complex. Gene Ontology annotation, biological process: vesicle-mediated transport. Lineage: Eukaryota; Fungi; Ascomycota; Dothideomycetes; Mycosphaerellales; Mycosphaerellaceae. Bases 1 to 2400 code for a protein of 799 amino acids. The record is from RefSeq and is a predicted model, not a curated record.
AUGAGCUCGCCGCAAUGGCAGACUCAAGUCGUGCCGGCGCGGCUCUCCUUUCUCGCCAUCUACAAUCCUUCACUCGGACCGACCGAUGAGACGUUCGCCGACCAGCUCGUCUACUACUACUCGCGCUCAGCUCACGAAGCCCGCAUUGCCGCGAAGAAACAUGCUCGGAGCGAUGCUGCUGGGGGCGACGCGCAGCGAGAAGAAGAGAAUGAGCAACUGAGACAGAUUGGACUGGCGCAGGGAAUGGUGGAUUUCGCGCGGAGCUUUACGGAUGGCAAGACACACGUCGAUUCGAUCGAUACUGAAAAGUCACGGAUCGUGUUGCAUGAGCUGGAACCUGGCUGGUGGAUGCUGGCGUCCAUCGAUUUGACACAACUGCCAGCGGCAGCUCCCUCCUCUGCCGAAACGGCCAAGAAGAUUGGCACCAAGACCGAAUCGAAGCCAGCUAUAGAACAUUCGGCCCGCGAAGUCAGUCCGCCAGCUCUGUUGCUGCAGCAGUUGAUACAAGCCCAUUACAUCUUCAUGCUGCACCAUGGACCAUCUUUUGACGAGCUGUUCGUCCGGAUGGCUCGGGACAAAUUCUGCGGUGCUCUGGACCGAUAUUGGACUCGCUUUGCACGGACUUGGGAUGUGCUGCUCCAUGGAAAUCCAGCCGCCGAUGUGUUUGGUGGCAUUAAGUUGUCGAGCGGAGGGGAGCUUGGCAUGGGUGUGGGGGAAGAAGAAUGGGGAAGUGGAGAGCGAGACGUCUUGGAAGAUCUCACACGACGAACAAUGGGGCUGGUUGAUCUGGUAGUGUCAAGAUUCGGAGAGGCGCCACCUGUCAAGGACGAUGCUACCGUGGAUGACGGUGAACUACUUCCAUGGAUGGGCAGUGGUAGUCAGCCGAUUGCCUCAGAUGGCGUGAUCUUCGGUGGUGUGGGUGCGAUCACAAGGCCUACGCUGAGGUCGGUAUCUCUGUGGAUGCGACAGAUCUACACCUACGGCGAUCGUGCGUACGGAGUUCGAGACAAUCCGUUGCGUCCGAGACAAAAGCGUAUACCACCGCCAAUCGCAACUGCUGUGGAACGAUCGGAAAACAAAGCGUCAAAGCAGGCUGAUGCCGAUGCUGCCAAGGCGGAAGCUCAGUCGGAAGACGCUGGAACAACGCUUGGAAUACCUGAUCAGUACAUGAAAUAUCUCACAUUUGGACUGAGCACGUUUGCAAAGUCGAGCAACCCAUCACGGCCAGAACCUCCACGCAGAACAAUCGCUAAACAGAAGCGGAUGGAAGAGACCGGACAUUUUGUCAUCGGUCUGAGAGGAGACCUUAGCUCGAUAGAUGAAUCGGAUAGUGGCAUCGGGAGUGAUGGAGAUGAUGAGUCCUCGGGAUUACGAAGUGUUCUACGCACUCUUCAAGUCGAAUUGAACGAGACGCCGACAGCCGACGAAGACAAGACUGAGCUUCAGAAAAAGCUGAGUGAAGCCGGGCUUUCUGCUGGACGAAAUGAUCGGAAGGACUAUCGCAGACUGCGUGUACUGGUGUACGUCCAUCGACCCUUCAUGUACUGCUUCCUCUUUGAAGACCGCACUCCGUCAUUGAGCGUGGCCGGUUUCUUCAAAGAUUUGCACCACAACUUGCUGCCCAUCCACAAACCGCUGCUGUCAUCGACGAGCGUUGCAAGAGUUGCGCAGCGAAUCGAGGAGACUCAAACACCGAGCAAGAAGUCGAAAGAGCCGACUGCCAUAUACGACCUGAUAUAUGACCCAGCACUACUGACGGUACACACCAGCGUGCCGAACAUUCCCGAGCCCGGCACCUCCGCCGCAGAAGGCAUCAUCUCCGGAAUGAAGAGUAGCAGCAUCAACAGUCCAUCCCUCUGGACUCGCAUCGAAGCUCUCAACGUACAUAGCCAAAUCCUCAGCACCCUUUCCAGCGUCCAACGCAACCCACAUGAGUACGAGCGCACCAGCAAAACAACUCGCAAUUGGUGGGUAGUCUGGAUGAAGCUCUCACCUUCCAGUCCCGCCGAAACCCUAUCGAACACAUGCAAACCUCCCCCAGGUGACGACGCGAAACCGACUCCCGCCACUCUCCGCCACGAAGACUCCACCGACUCCAAUGACACAAACAACACAGCAUCCACAGACCCCACCUCCAUCGCCAUGGAAAAGGCCGUCGCACCACCACUCAACCGCAUCGCAAUCCUCGUGCGCAAAGCCUCCGACGCCGUCGCGCCGCCGCCCAAGUCGACGAGUCGUGCGGCGAGCAGUAUGUGGAACUCGCUGUCGCUGAGGAGCAAUUCGACGUCGGAUGAGAUUACGGGUGGUGCAAGUGCGGGGUGGGGACCCGCGGCGUUGGCGGGUGGGAUUGGGAUUGAUGCGAGGAAGUAUGUGGAGGGGUUGUUGAGUUUGAAUCGUUGA